GUCGCCGUUGCUCAAGAAAACCAUAGCUACACAGCCCGAAUUCCGGGCAAAUCUCCCGCAAGUUCCAUGGCAGAGUCGUCUAAAGCCAGGUUUCCGCCGUUGACCAAGCUCCGCCUCAUUGUCCUCAUUUCCCUGCUCACGUGUGGGCGUGCCAUUCGUGAGGGGCGACAGAGGCUGACUGGGAAUGAUGGUGAUGAGCCAGCAGCCAAUACAUCCAGCGAUGCUGAACCAGCAAGCGAAGUUAUAGAUGAGGCGAAGAAAGAGAUAGAGAAAGAGCUGGAGGGCCCGCAGAGGGACGAGACGAAGUGUAAGCCUGUACAUCUGACGCUCCAAGGUGGCCACCGGCCAGGGGUGUUCUUUUACAGCGGAAGUUCUGGUGGAGUCGUCGUUUGGCCGGCAUCCAAGUACGGUCAAUUUGGUCUUGCGCUCGGCUCGAACAGGGACAUGCAGCUUCACACGCUCGGCGACAAGGAUGUCAGCAAAGAUUCAGAAACUUCAAUCGUGCUCCACUGGGCAUCACUUGUACGCGGAGACAAAGAUUACCCGGUCGAGUUGGAUUGUGAUGAUUCCUUUCCGGGAAGGAUUCUAACAACAGCAACGACAAGAAUGAGUGUUGGUGUCGCCCUGAUGUUCGUUCCAGUCUUACUUCUGUUUGUCUCCUGGUGCAGCAGUAGUAUGAUUGUGUUUGCCUUUGAUGCCCUGUCAUGUGGUCCCCUAGGCAGGUGUGAGACCAAGGUGGGCUUGGCGGUGUUCAUCAUGCCAUGCUUCUUUUGUCGCUUGUGUGGGGUCUGCAGUUGGAGCGUAUUGGCCGCGGUUCCUCCGGGUCCUGAGCCUCGUGAUGAAAACGCACCACAAGCCUAUGCAGUACCCCGUCUUGAUCAAGGCUGGCUCAUCCGUGCCACAGAUCGAAGAUGCAUUCGGACCGGCGUUGUGGUUGCCUUCGCUGCCGCACUGACAUGCACCCUGUACUUCCAAGCGUAUGCCAGCCAGGUCCGGAGGGUGGAGCUUGCCAUGCUGUAUUGCAUGGCAUUCUGCCAGCUGGGGCUGGGUCUUGCAGUGACAUGGGGCCUGAGGGCCUCUCGCCAUGUGUUGCUAGUCGCGGACGGCGCAACAUGUCCAGAAGAUGUCCGGAAGUCCUUACCAGCUGAGUUCCGCAUGAUAGCCUGCAUUCUUGGACCAAGAGCGCUCCUCACCAUCCUCGUGGGCAUGGGGGUGCUUUGCGCAGGCUUGGCAGUCGGCGUCCAAUUUGUGCGCGAGACAGUAGUCGACGGAAUUUACGUGGCCUUGUGGGAUAUACGCUAUGACAUGUACAAUGAUCGGUAUUCUUAUUUACUUGGAACCUGCUUCGCUUGCGAGGGAGUGCUCUUCAUCAUGACGGUGACGUUUUUGCUUGAGGCCACCAUUGCGGCCCGUGUCGUUGAAGCCCACGUUAGCAAAGUCAAGACUGGCUUGGACAUGACAGUGGCCGACCCAGGCUCGCUGAAGAACACUUGCCAUGAGUGCGGAAAGCUGGCAAACGAAGUUCUACCCGAGCUGGCGAAGAUCAGCGGACCCUUGCUGUGUGUGGCAACACUGAAGGCAGCCUUCCACUUUGCUUGUGUGGUCUUAGCUCUCUCCAGAGCUGCCAAGGCUCCGGCAAACCCGUCAUUCCUCUUAGUGCUGGGUCUCAAGUUGGCAUGCUCGUUGCUGGACCUGCUAGUGGGGCCCCUCUGCCUCUUUCUGCCUGCCCGUGUGUCGGACGCGUUCGCGGACCUCUUGGACACCUUGAACAAGCUGCGGGUGAAGCCAGUUAAGGAGGGUUGCGAUGCAGAGGUAGACAGAGAGAUCCGACUCAUUCGCAGUUUCGUCCAAGAUGCAAACCGCGGCAACGGUCUGGGCUUCGUCCUGUUCGGGACAGUAGUGGACAAGAGGAUGAUCAUCUCCGUUGCUGCAAAGAUCCUGGCAGUGUCCUCUGUCAUCGUGACAUUGCUACGUGAGGUAUACAAAGCGGGCAAAGAGGAGACAGAAGCGGAGGAGCUCCUUAUGGGAGAUGGACAAGUCUUUUAG
Symbiodinium pilosum is the source of this 2046-nucleotide messenger RNA. Lineage: Eukaryota; Dinophyceae; Suessiales; Symbiodiniaceae. The record is from the annotation of a GenBank genome assembly.